UGAGACACUGAUAUAUAGCGUGUAUUGACGACAUUCACGCUUGGAGAGACAGCUAUCCGUGUCGAACAGGCUCCAUGGAACACGACCCAACCUGACCUUAGCACCAUUGCUCUUUGUCCAUUCGUAAACUCUACAGAUAUUCACCGCAUAAGCCUCUCCUCCUGGCAUAUACGCUCACGUAUCAUCGAUAAAGCGCGUCUUGAAGUGUGGGGGAGGAUCAAGAUGUUAGAAUCGGGAGUCUCUCUCGAUCGCCUCUUCGAAUCCGAUGGACCAGGCAAAGCAUUUCCGCUUGUGCCGAAACCACGCUCCUCUGUCCCCCUCCAGUGGGCCCACGUCGGUCCUGGAGCCAUACCGAACGCUCUCGUAGACACACCCUGCACUGCUAUCAGCAUUAAAAAACUGCUAAAACUACUCAACAACAUCUUCGGGACCAGAUACCCGUUAGGCAAGCCGGGCCUGGAGCGGUGCCUCGAUCACUUCCUUCAUUCCUCGCGAGACUUCGGCCAAGUGUACGGCUUUCUGCGACGCCACUGGAAAUCCGACUUCACCCAGCUACUCCCAUACAUUGCUGAAAAGCAAAGGGAGGACGAAGCGACGCGGCGGGAUGCCCUAGAUGGCGGCUACAUUAGCAACUCACGGGUGCCCCCACGGCGGGUGUGGGACCUCUACAGUAACCGCGUCCUCCCCAUUUAUGCCAUGGGUCGAGAUCGCAACUCGCGCGGGAUUUCUAGCCACGUCUGGACGGUAUCACAUAGCUGGGUACAGGAAAGCGCUCGCAUCGAUGUUUGGACUCCGAUCAACGGCUACGAGUGGCCCGUCUCCAUGCCGAGUGGAACCACCCUUGAACACGUUCGAGUCGAGCUCCUUAACCUCGGCGCCAGGUAUAUUUGGUUGGACAUCCUGUGUCUGAGACAGCGAGGACGUGUGGAGGACGAGGAGCAGAGGAAGGAAGAGUGGAAACUCGACGUCCCGACGAUCGGCUUUGUAUACUCGUUCCGAAAUAGGCCGUGCGUCACGUAUUUCAAUGGGCUGGGCCUUCCUUUCGACCCGUCGCCGCAAGUCCUGUCUUCCGACCGCCACUGGUUUAAUCGUAUCUGGACGGUGCAAGAGGCCACCAACAGUUGGCUUCCUGGUGGGGCCACCGGAGUGACGUCUGCGGACACGCGGCGUUUCUUCCGAGAACACCUCCCACGAUACAUCCCGGAGGAGCGUGACCUGUACUUCGACCACGUCGCCUUUGCUGUUCCGGCGAUGCAGGGGCGUCACUGCACCACAGAGCUCGACAGGGUCCACGGCUUGGCAUACAUCCUGAACUGCAUGACGCUGCCGAUCUACGACGAAGGGAUGUCGCCGGACCUCGCUUGGACCGUGCUUCUCAAGCACAUGAACUCAGUUUCACGAUAUCAACUUGCCUUGCGCCAUGUACAGCGUCAUCCGGACGAUGACUCGCUGCUGCCUUCGUGGCAGGAGUUCAUGCACUACGGGCGAGAGGAUAUCACUCGUCAGAUCGGCUCUGCGCUUGGCUGGUUGCACCUGCACCUUCCGGAUCCAUCGCGCCUUCACAUGCCCGAGGCAGGGACUUACUUCCAGGAGGCUAUUGUGUCGCACGGCUCCGUUCGCAUCAUUCGCAAGGGGGAUAAGGACGAAUUCGGCCAUGAGACACUCGAGCUCCAAACUCAAAGCGCAAAUGGCGACAUCUCGUACGAUGAGAUCCAAGACUGCAAAGUCUUCGGCACAUUUCCACGAAGCGUGAAGUAUAUCAUCUUGAAGCUUGCCUUGAGGGUCUGGCUUGUUGCAGAGGUAACUGGAAGGCGGCGGGUUGAGGGUAAACCAGCAACGGAAGUCAUUAAGCGAGGAUGUAUAUUUCCUCCAACGAACCAAUUCCCAUGCUUCCAAUGGUGUAAACAGUGUAUCGUGUAUAUUUCAGGGUAGGAAGCCAGACAGAAAAAGUAGAUGUUUCGUCGGCUGCACAGAUUCCUAGACAAUAUUUGCAUAAUAGCUCCGCACUUGCCCACUAGUCUAGCAUAUAAUCGUCGCGAACAGUGGGAUAUACCGCUAAAUUUUUCAUGAAUUCGU
Molecule: messenger RNA, 2076 nt
Organism: Phanerochaete carnosa HHB-10118-sp
Lineage: Eukaryota; Fungi; Basidiomycota; Agaricomycetes; Polyporales; Phanerochaetaceae
Exons: 1
Coding region: 223-1932 (569 amino acids)
Source: RefSeq, a predicted model, not a curated record